AUGUCACCAUUACUAAAAGACUUUCUGAACACGCGCGUCGUUGUAAUUACAACCGAGGGCCAAUGUUUUGUAGCUACUUUGGAGGGUUUUGAUAAAAACACAAAUCUUGUGCUCUCGGACGUGCGAGAUCGAGUGUCGCAGCAGGAAAUAGCAUCGUGUUACUUCCUUCGAGGCAGCCAGGUGGUGUGUUGUGGGCCUCUAGAUAGUGGUGGGAAAGAAUCAGUGGAUUUGCACGACCUGGGCAACGACCGGAACUCGCUGGAGCUGAGAGACACAUUAAACAGGGUCGCGGAUGAGCAUUUGAUAUGGGGGAAAGUGUGGCAGAGCAAAGAGGCUCGCACCAGCAUAUGA
Messenger RNA from Lachancea mirantina, 351 nucleotides. The record is from the annotation of a GenBank genome assembly. Lineage: Eukaryota; Fungi; Ascomycota; Saccharomycetes; Saccharomycetales; Saccharomycetaceae.